Molecule: messenger RNA, 1723 nt
Organism: Solanum verrucosum
Lineage: Eukaryota; Viridiplantae; Streptophyta; Magnoliopsida; Solanales; Solanaceae
Exons: 12
Coding region: 62-1723 (553 amino acids)
Biological process (GO): peptidyl-lysine monomethylation
Cellular component (GO): nucleus
Molecular function (GO): protein-lysine N-methyltransferase activity; protein binding
Source: RefSeq, a predicted model, not a curated record
UAGAAAUCGUAUACCUGCAACAGCCACAUCAACGAGAAGAUUUACCAAGAAAAAAGCUUCAAUGAAGUUACUGAACCAGAACUUGCCUCAUGGUGCUAAUAUUGACGGUGAUAUCUCGCUGAUGCUUGAGCUUCCAGAAAAUGACAGGUUCUUCAAGAAAAAGAAGAAACUGCUGGAAGACAUGGGUUCUCGUGCAAAACAUGCAUCCAUCCAUAGCUCUGCAAGUCCUGGUGAACUGGAGUCUUCUUUACUUUUGAUGCUUCAGAGAGCUAGAAUCAUAAACUUAGAUGAGCUGGAACUUUACUUUGGUGGCGAAGAUGUCAUGGAUAUGGUUGGCUUUAAUAGUCCGAGGAAUGAGAUGGAAUCCUUGAAUUCAAUUCUUACAGCCAUUGCUAAGUUGGAUGGAGAACAUUGUUCAACCACCAUAUUGGAAGAAUUACGAAUUGCAGCUGUCGACUUGAUUUCUGAGUUGGGAAAGAAAUGUAAAGAGGAGAGCAAAGUUGUUACUCGGUCUAGCUGUGAGCCAGAGAAAUGUUUACAACAGUGGGGCGAAGACCAAGGUGUGAAGUCACAAUUGGAGAUAUCUUACUUUGAAGGAGCUGGAAGGGGAGCCGUUGCAAGACAAGAUAUGAGAAUUGGAGACAUUGCCUUGGAGAUCCCUUUAUCCAUUGUCAUUUCAGAUGAUCUUGUACAUGAAUAUGACAUGUAUUCCAUUUUGGAAAGGGUCGAGGGCAUGUCAGCAGAAACAAUGGUACUGUUGUGGAGCAUGAAGGAGAAGCACAACCCUGAUUCCAAAUUUAAAUUGUACUUUGAUACGCUGCCAGAGGUAUUUAAUACAGGUUUGAGUUUUGGAAUGGAGGCUAUAAUGGCUUUAGAUGGAACCUUGCUGCUAGAAGAGAUUGUCCAAGCAAAAGAGCACUUGCGUGCACAAUAUGAUGAAUUAUUUCCAUCCCUAUGCAAUGAUCACCCAGAUGUAUUUCCUCCGGAGCAGUACAGAUGGGAGCAAUUCUUAUGGGCUUGUGAACUUUGGUACUCCAAUAGCAUGAAAAUUAUGUUUACUGAUGGAAAACUGAGAACCUGCUUGAUUCCAAUUGCAGGUUUUCUUAAUCAUUCGACUUGUCCACACAUAAUGCACUAUGGGAAAGUUGAUUCCACGACAAAUUCUAUAAAAUUUCCUUUGUCAAGGUCGUGUAAUGCAGGACAACAAUGUUUUCUUGGCUACGGGAGCUUCUCUAGUUCUCAUCUACUGACCUUCUAUGGUUUUCUACCACAACUAGAUAACUACUAUGAUGUGAUUCCGCUAGAUAUUGAUGUUGCAAGUAAUGAAGAUUGUGCAGACACAGACCCUACACCUGAUUGGACCUCCCAUAUGGUCCGUGGAACCUGGUUCUCAAAGAAUCACGGCAUCUUCCAUUAUGGGUUACCACCGCCUUUACUGGAUCGUAUGCGUAGAUCUCGGAAUCCUUCCUUGCAGUCAAUGACUCUUACACCAAAGAACUUGGAAAUUGAACUCGAAAUACUUAGGGACCUUUGUUCUAUGUUCGAAGAGAUGCGGGAUGGGCUAGGAGAUCCUGAAUUGGAUAACAGGGAGACCACAAGUUGGGAUGUAAAGCUUGCAGUGGAUUUCAAAGAUUUACAGAGGAGGAUUUUCUCCUCCAUUGUUGCUUCAUGUCAGGCAGGAUGUGAGUUGGUAAAAUGUGAAAUGCAAAGAUACACAUUGUAG